AUGGGUGAUCAGGAUGGCUGCAGCCUCCCUACCUCAGAGAGGACGCCUCCCUCGACGUUGACUCGAAGUCCGAUUGUUUCUGAUCUCAAGACCUAUUUUAGGACUUCAGGUUCACCUGCGACGACUGCGGAUUACGAGAAUCAAGUAUCUUCUCCCCCACGGACUCCAGAGACCCUGCGAGGCGGAAACAGUACCAACAGCUCGCCCCCCGUUACAGCGAUCCGCCACGGACCAGCCAAUAGCGCCCGGUCUCCCACCAACAGCCCUUUACGGACGAAGCGUUUCGUCUUCAAGCGAAGGUCCUUACCAUCAACGCAUCAAGAAGGUGGCUCGCCGAAUUCACCAUCUAACGUCAGGACAUCCUCAUUAGUGGACGCAGGCCUCUGCCACCUUUACCCGACGAUCCCCAACCGCGACGACUACCUGUCCCACGAGGGGCACGAUCGUGACACCUUUUCGACCGACACACCUCGAUCGCCAGUCGCCCACGUGGACCAGCUCGAUCACGUCUUGGGAUUGUCCAUGCCUCCCCCGCCCCCGCAUGCGCAGAAUUUAGGAGCGAUGAACGGUAUGAACGGAGGUUCUAUACCCGCGGGCAUGGUUGGCAUGCCAACUCCCGCCGGACACCAGUCCGAGCUGAACUACAUCUACGGCCUUGUUGAGGAGCUCAGCAAACAGCUUGCCGAGAAUAGGCGACAGACUGAGGAGAUUGUCCUUGGUAUUGGACGUGUUCGAAAUAAGGCGCGAGCCCAGGCUCUCGGAAACGAAGAGCUUAUCAACGUCGCUUCGGAGGAAAUUAAUGGCCAAGAGAAGAACCUCGAUAACUUCGUCUCAAUCCUAACCGAGGCACUCGAGAAGGCUAAGUACAGUCGAGAUGCCAAUGCCGCCCUUUUGAACGACUACGCCCGCACCAUGGGCAACAUGGUUCGCCAACUCCACGAUUACAAGGCCAAUCAAGUCGAGGAAAUCGCCCGCUGGCACCGAUCCUAUCGCAACCAGCUCGCCGAGGAGCGCGAGGAGAACGCGCGCUUGCGAGAGCAGAUCUGGGAGAUGAACCACCGAGCGUCCCGCGCCAACCAGAUGCUGCGCGAGUUCAGGAACCGCUACGAGGAGAGCGAGGAGCGAUGGAAGCGUCGUGUCGAUCAUGUCGCCGUUCGCCAGGAGAUCCGUUUCUGGAAGCGAAUGGCCAUGCCGGAGAUUCCCGACGACGACCCUUACUGGAGUGAUGAUGACGACCUUAUCGAUAUCAAGGAGAAGAUGCGCCUUCGAGAGGUGGAGAAGCAGGCUAGGGAGCAGCAGGAGCAGAUGGCUGCGCAGGAGCAGGAAGAGGCUGAGGGCCUGGACCUCUUGCCCCCGAUUGGACAUCCGUCUCAAUCCGGCUCGUCUCAGGGUCAAUUCGGCGGUGUGGCCAUGCAGAGGGAUGAAGUUCCCGCACGACCUGAGAGUGCUGCUAGCACUGGUUCUUCUGGCCAGUAG
Messenger RNA from Scedosporium apiospermum, 1476 nucleotides. RefSeq lists its product as uncharacterized. The coding region runs from base 1 to 1476 and encodes 491 amino acids. The transcript has 3 exons. The record is from RefSeq and is a predicted model, not a curated record. NCBI's taxonomy places the organism in Eukaryota, Fungi, Ascomycota, Sordariomycetes, Microascales, Microascaceae.